AUUUGUAAGGUUUGCUAAAACAGUGAAAUACUUUCAAACAGUUAAUCCUUUCUCACCAACAAACAGUCUACACCUAUAAUACGUAUAAAACGUAUAAAGUGUUAUAACGUGUUAUAACGUGUUAUAACACUUGUUUUCAAAUAUUAAUUUAAUUAUUCGACAAUAUAUAUUAUACAAUAUGGAAAAUUCUUUCAAUACUACUAUUGAUUCUUCAAACAAACAAACAUUGGAAGACGAAGAUCUCUUUAUAGGUUAUAAGAACUGGGAUCGAUUAGUCGCAGCUGCUUCUACUAUAGGUUACAAAGAAGGCAUAGAAGAUGGACAAGAAUCGGUGUUUCAAGAAGGAUUUGACAUGGGUUAUAAAGAUGCUUUUAAUAACGCAUUUAAGUUAGGAAAAUAUAAAGGUCUAACUAGUUCUAUAGAAGAAAAUCUUCAACUACCCUCGGUUGUAAAAACUAUACUAAGUGAAACUAAGAAAGGCAUAUGUUAUAUAUGUAAUGAAGAAUCUUUAAGUAAAAAUGUUGAUGGACAGAUAGAAGAUGAUCUAUUUGUGGAUAUUGUAGAAAAGCAAAAAACACAUUCUAAGAAGGUUAUUGAAAUAUUAAAUCAAAAUCUUGAAUCUGUCUUGAUAAAAAAUAAUAUUGAUAUUCAUGGUUCAGCUUUGGAUACAUAAUGAUAUGUGUAUAUAUGUUAU
Molecule: messenger RNA, 694 nt
Organism: Polistes dominula (European paper wasp)
Lineage: Eukaryota; Metazoa; Arthropoda; Insecta; Hymenoptera; Vespidae
Source: RefSeq, a predicted model, not a curated record